AGAAUUUGGAAGCUAGCAGCAAUUACUUCUACAGAUGGAAGAGUUGAUGUAUCACGCAGGUUUCCUAAAAGAUGCGGAAGAAAACGAGUGGAUAUUGAUUUUACUUUGAUCAUGGCAAUUCCUCUCCGGCGCCGGACAAAUAUCAGGUCACUUUCCAGUGAAAUGAAAGUGUCCAAAUCAACCCUUCACCGACGAAUUAAAGAAGGUGCUAUAAGGCCACACUCAAAUGCACUCAAACCACAAUUGACAGAUCAGAAUAAGCAAGUAAGGCUUAACUUUUGCUUGUCAAUGCUUGAACCAGAAAGUCUCAACAGCAAUCCAACAUUUAUGAGUAUGUUCAAUGUUGUGCAUAUUGAUGAAAAGUGAUUUUACAUGACUAAAGAAUGUGAAAAAUAUUAUCUUCAUCCUCAAGAAGAAGAACCUCUUAGGACAUGUAAGAGCAAAAAGUUCAUUGUGAAAGUUAUGUUCCUAGCUGCUGUUGCUCGACCACGUUUUGACUGCUCUGGUAACCCAACAUUUGAUGGGAAAAUUGGGAUUUUUCCUUUUGUAUUCAAAGAACCAGCAAAGAGGAGUAGUAAAAAUCGUAUGGCAGGUACAUUAGAAACUAAGCCAAUAUUGUCAGUGACCAAGGAAGUAUAUAGGAGAUGUUUAAUUGAACAGGUUUUGCCUGCAAUACAUGCUAAAUGGCCACGGGAUGGUGGUAGUGUUACUGAAAUUUUGAUCCAACAGGAUAAUGCAAAACCACAUAUUAAUCCCACUGAUCCUGUAUUUAUUGAAGCUGCUUCUAGAGAUGGAUUUGAUAUUCACUUGUCAUUUCAGCCUCCUAACAGUCCGGACAUGAAUGUUCUUGACUUGGGAUAUUUUAGAGCUAUACAAUCCUUGCAACAUCAAGAAGCACCCUUGUCAAUUGAUGAGCUAAUUCUUGCUGUGGAAAAGUCAUUUGAUCAAUUAUCAAGUGAAAGUCUAAACAAUGUUUUCUUAACAUUGCAAUCAUGUAUGGUAGAGGUGAUGAAAAAUCUUGGGGGAAAUAACUAUAAAGUGCCACACAUUGGGAAGCACCAUUUAAUGAAAGAAAGUUGUCUUCCACUGCAAAUAGAAUGUGAAAAAGAACUUGUGAAUCAAGUUCUAAGUCAUAUGCAAGCGUGAUUAUCUUCAUUGGACAGGUACUUAAACUUUAAUAAUCAUGUGUUUUGAACAAAAUGGUAUGGGUGUUCUAAUGUGCAAAAUGUACAUGUACUCAAUGUUCAUUUGUCUAGCUAUUCUUGUUCACUUUGCUCUGGAGCAUCUUUAUUUGUUGUUUAUCACUAAAUUGUGUCCUAUCUCAUCUUUUGGCAAAUGGUUGAAGUCAAGCAAUCCAACCCUUUUGAUUUUGUGGUGCAAGCUUUUGAUUGGGCAAAGAAUAUAGAAGCACUUUUAUGUACUAGUGGUUUUUCAUUGACUGCUUUUAUUUCACUUUACAAGAUUUUAGAAUAGCUCAGUAAAGUUAGCUUGACGUUAGUAGUAGUAGUGCUGAUUUUUGUACAAAAGGGAAAAUGUGCAAUGCUGAGUGAAGCUAUGUACAUGUAUAAACAUUGAAACACUACUUUUGUUGGAGUUUUUGAAACUGUCAAUAGCAUUAUUCUAUAAAGUGAAAAUAGUGCAUAUUGGUUUGCA
Messenger RNA from Coffea eugenioides, 1653 nucleotides. RefSeq lists its product as uncharacterized. Gene Ontology annotation, molecular function: nucleic acid binding. Bases 373 to 1146 code for a protein of 257 amino acids. NCBI's taxonomy places the organism in Eukaryota, Viridiplantae, Streptophyta, Magnoliopsida, Gentianales, Rubiaceae. The transcript is spliced from 2 exons. The record is from RefSeq and is a predicted model, not a curated record.